Cladophialophora yegresii CBS 114405 is the source of this 546-nucleotide messenger RNA. RefSeq lists its product as uncharacterized. The transcript has 2 exons. Bases 1 to 546 code for a protein of 181 amino acids. The record is from RefSeq and is a predicted model, not a curated record. Lineage: Eukaryota; Fungi; Ascomycota; Eurotiomycetes; Chaetothyriales; Herpotrichiellaceae.
AUGUCGCAAACACCGAACGUGCCGUCUGUGAUCUCAAACGCCGCAAACGCCAGACAGCAGGUUCCACUACGAGAUUACCUCAACGCACGCGUUGCGCCCUUCUUGAAGAAAGCCAUUACAGAGAGUUUGAAUGCCGAAGCGGAAUUCCCACUCCAGUGGCUGGGAGAAUGUCUAAUACACCAAUCUUUUCUUUACGAAGGCAACUCCGAUAGGACCAAUAUCCGCGAGAGGUUCCUCUACAAAUUUGACGACCCUAAGCCGGUAGAGCAGGCGAUUGCCGACUCCGCAGCACCACCGCCGACUGCAGCGCAAUCUGCAACAAGUGGUUCGCCGCAAGGGGUCCCUCUCCAAGAGCAACCCGAAGUCUCAUUGAAUGAGGCUUCCGAUAUUUCUACACAGCAAGCACCGCCUGCACAAACCAAUGAGAUAUCCACGCCACAGGCAACCGUUACAGCGGAUGUUCCACCUGUUAAUGGGAUUAAAGAGGAGGGAGGCGCAACACACCAGGGAACAGACGGUGAUACGGAUAUGGGAGGGACGUCAUGA